Messenger RNA from Manis pentadactyla (Chinese pangolin), 2654 nucleotides. It is a transcript of the gene ZFAND5, whose product is annotated as zinc finger AN1-type containing 5. The record is from RefSeq and is a predicted model, not a curated record. The transcript has 6 exons. Lineage: Eukaryota; Metazoa; Chordata; Mammalia; Pholidota; Manidae. Gene Ontology annotation, molecular function: DNA binding; zinc ion binding. The coding region runs from base 535 to 1176 and encodes 213 amino acids.
CCGAGCGCCGGACGGAGAGAGCGUCAGUUGGCCGGAUCGUGGACUUGUCUACGUCUUCCGUUGGGGCUCACUCGCUGUUGGGAGCCGCGGAGCUUCCCGGGCGGUAGCCGAGGAGACAGAGGGCGCCAUCAGCGGGCCUUCACGGAGCCCAGGCCUCCCUGCUCUCCCCCCUUUCGCCUCGGAGUCGUCCCAACCUGCCGCCGGUGGAGGCGUGAGGUGACGACGGGCGAGCGCCGGGAGCAGCGUUAGCUGCCGCGGCCCCCGGUCCUCCCUCCACCUCCCCCCUCGCUUCCCUCCUCCCACUUCCCGAGCUCCGGCGUGUCCCGGCCACGGUCGGUGCUGCGUCAGGAACAAAGGAGGACCCCGCGGCGGCGCAGAGACCCCUCCGCCUGCGGCUCCGACCCGCUCCCGGCCCGCGGCGGCGGCGCCAGAGCUCCCGGUUCGCUUAUCGCGGAAGCCUGGGCCCGGUCCCCACUGCGCCGGCGUCGCGCGCGAGCCCGGCUCCUCCACUGCUGCCCCCGCAGGCAGAAAAAUAUGGCUCAGGAGACUAACCAGACCCCAGGGCCCAUGCUGUGUAGUACAGGAUGUGGCUUUUAUGGGAAUCCUAGGACAAAUGGAAUGUGUUCUGUUUGCUACAAAGAACAUCUUCAGAGGCAGCAGAAUAGUGGCAGAAUGAGCCCAAUGGGGACAGCUAGUGGUUCCAACAGUCCUACCUCAGAUUCUGCAUCUGUACAAAGAGCAGACACCAAUUUAAACAACUGUGAAGGUGCUUCUGGCAGCACAUCUGAAAAAUCAAGAAAUGUGCCUGUGGCUGCCUUGCCUGUAACUCAGCAAAUGACAGAAAUGAGCAUUUCAAGAGAGGACAAAAUAACAGCCCCGAAAACAGAGGUAUCAGAGCCAGUUGUCACUCAGCCCAGUCCAUCAGUUUCUCAGCCCAGUACUUCUCAAAGUGAAGAAAAAACUCCCGAGUUGCCCAAACCAAAGAAGAACAGAUGUUUCAUGUGCAGAAAGAAAGUCGGACUUACAGGGUUUGACUGCCGAUGUGGAAAUUUGUUUUGUGGACUUCAUCGUUACUCUGACAAGCACAACUGUCCAUAUGAUUACAAAGCAGAAGCUGCAGCAAAAAUCAGAAAAGAGAAUCCAGUUGUUGUGGCUGAAAAAAUCCAGAGAAUAUAAAUUACUACUUGUGAAGAGACUGAAACUUUGUUUUUAUUUUAAUAUAUCGUAGGAAAACAUUAAAGAGCAGAUGCAUGGCCAUUUUCCUUUGAUGUUCUCCAGAGUUUUACUUUACACUUGUCUGUCUUACAAUUGAUACUUUAGGAUGUUUGGGUGUUUGUUACAGGCAGAAUUGGAUAGAUACAGCCCUACAAAAUGUAUAUGCCCUCCCCUGAAUAAAAUUUGAUGAAAAUCUGCACAGCAAAUUGAAAUACACAGCUAUUAGGGAGAAAAUUUAGUUCCCAUGUGCCAAACAAAAUACAUGAAAUCUCUGCAUGUUUGCAGCAUCUGCCUUUGGGGAAUGUAAUCAAGGUAUAAUCUUUGGCUAGUGCUAUGUGCCUGUAUUUUUUUUAAAGUGGUACACCAGAAAAGGACUGGCAGUCUACUUCUACCAUACUUAAACUUCACCCUGUUAAUUUCCACAACAUGUUCUUUGGAAGCAGGAAGAAAGCUAUAAAGAGAACAGACCUUUUCGUGAAACUACUAUUUGGUGCCAUAUGUAAGUCUGGUUAAUUGGUCUAAGAGCUGCUAAAUAAGACAUUCUGUAAAAGGUAAACAUCUCUACUGAUUAUGAGUAAAAGCAAGCCAACAGGGUCUUGAGCUGUCUUUGAAGCUUAUUGUGCUGACUUGCACGAGAAGAUGUCUGCAUUACUCAUUGCUGAAAUGUGUAGCACAGAACUGCACUAGGAUUAAUUUGUUUACAAGAAGAAGUUAAAACUGUUUGGUUUUCAUAUACAGCAGCUCUAUUGAAUAACAUGCAUCUGAAUUUUAAGUUGCAAAGGUAUCUGAACAGUUAAUUUUUCAUGUGCAUCCUUUGUUGAAUGUUUUGGUUCAAGAGAGAAUGUUUAAAGCUUUUUUAAAAGACUUCAGUUCUUAAUGUAACUGUACCCUUCUGCAUGGAAAAUCAUAACCAACAUGGCUGCAGUAGACUUCUUAGUGGUAUCCAGCACCACUUGCAGAGGGCUGCUUUAUCAUAUUGUACUUGGGUGUAGGACUCUAGUGUUCUUGGGUGUAUUGCAUGGGCUGCAUUAUCUACAGCAUUGUACAAUAACAACUAGAAGAGGCAGUAUACUUCACUGAUGCUUGUCUGGUAAUAUCACUUCUGUGUUAUAAUGGAAGGUUUUUUGUGAUGUAUGAAACUUGUGUUUUUUAUAUAUAAAUGAGUAUAGUUAGAUUAGUGUUGUGGUAUGCCUGUUUUCAUCUGUAAAUAGUUAAGUAUGUACACGAGGCACUACUUUCUAAUUUACUGCAGUGUUUGGUCCUAGUUUUUACUUUUAUUAAGCAUUCAGUUUUGCUUUCAAUUUUAUGUACCUUAGUUCUGAGUUAGAUCUGCAGAUGUGUACAGAUAGGUCAUAUUUAUGUAUUGCACAUAAUCAUGCUAUUCAGCAUUGAUGCUAUAUUGUAUUAUGUAAAUAAUAAAAGCCAUGUACAGAGGGAAA